AUGGCAUAUAUUCCUCCAACAUAACCCCACUAAUGUUUCAUGAUAUGAAGUGAGAUCAUACAACAUUACAACAACUAAGUGUUAUAAAAAGAACUAUACAUUAUCUUUGAUAUAUUGAAUGCAAAUCCAAAUAGGAUCAAAAUAUGAAGAAUCGAAGUAUGCAUUUUGUUCUAUCAACUGAUUCAAAACCAAGACUCAAAUGGACUCAUGAUCUUCACCAAAGAUUCAUUGAUGCAAUCAAUCAACUUGGAGGUGCAGAUAAAGCAACACCAAAGAGUAUAAUGAGGGUGAUGGAAAUUCCAGGACUUACUUUGUACCAUCUCAAGAGCCAUUUACAGAAAUAUCGACAUGGGAAAAGCCAACAGCUAGAAACCUGUUCUGACAACAAACAACAAGAUUACACAGAAACCAAGAGUAAUGAUGAUCAUUGUAGCAGAGAAAUCAGUCUUGGGGACCAAAGUCAAAUCACUGAAAACUUGGAGAUAGCUCAAGCUCUAGAAAUGCAAAUGGAAGUAGAGAAGAAACUUUAUGAACAAAUUGAGGUGCAGAAACAUUUGCAGCGUCGAAUCGAAGCUCAAGGAAAGUAUUUACAAUCGGUACUAACGAAGGCACAAGAAGCACUUUGUGGACACAAUUCUUCUCCAAUUGGUAUAAGACUCACAAAAGAUGAACUCUCUCAAUUGGUCACCAUGGUCAACAAUGCAUGUCCAAGUUCACCAAUCUCAGAACUAACAGAAACAAGAGAAAUAAGCUUAAACUGUGGUAAGAGGAAACAGAAUAAUGAAACUAUGUGUUCACUAGAAAGUUCUUUGACAUCUUCUGAAAGCUCGGAAAGAAAAGAAGAGAAAUCAGUGUCGCGUCUGAUGUCUGUGUCUGUGGAUCGUAUUGAUGAUUCGUCUGAUGAAGCUAAUGGGAAAAAGAGAAAUGCUGAAACUAAAUUUGAUAGUGGCUAUGUUGAGGAAUCUUCAUACAGGAAAAGAUGUGGCAACAAGUUGAAGAAAGCUAUGUCAGAAGAAAUGUUUGACUUGAAUAGUCAAUGUCAGAAUGAUAUGGAAUCAACAAGCUCAAAAACAUUACUAUUAGACUUAAAUUGCAGUUUAAACUUUUGUGAACCAUGAAGAUGGUUUAUAACUUUUAGUCUACAUUACAUGAAAGUAUGCAGCAAAUUAUCA
This is a messenger RNA of Trifolium pratense (red clover), 1172 nucleotides long. Its product is annotated as myb family transcription factor PHL8-like. Lineage: Eukaryota; Viridiplantae; Streptophyta; Magnoliopsida; Fabales; Fabaceae. Gene Ontology annotation, molecular function: DNA-binding transcription factor activity; DNA binding. The transcript has 6 exons. The record is from RefSeq and is a predicted model, not a curated record. The coding region runs from base 144 to 1118 and encodes 324 amino acids.